UCCCGCUCGGCGCCUGCAGCUGCAGUGACAGGCGAGCCCGGCCCGGUGGCGGAGAGGAAGUGCGGGGCGCAGCGCCGAGCCCGACCCGCGCAGCGGCUCCCCGGCGGCUCGGUGACAGCGUCGCGGCCGUGGGGCGCAGCCGGGGGCGCCGGGCAGAGCUGAGCGCCAGGCGGAGGCUUCAGCCGAGACGCGGGGAAAAUGGCUGAUGACUUUGGCUUCUUCUCGUCGUCGGAGAGCGGGGCCGCCGAGGCGGCCGAAGAAGACCCGGCGGCCGCUUUCCUGGCCCAGCAAGAAAGCGAGAUCGCAGGCAUAGAGAAUGACGAGGGCUUCGCGGCACCUGCCCGCGGCCAGGUGGCCUCCGCGCAGCCGGGACCCGCCAGUGGAGCUGGCUCUGAGGAUAUGGGGACUACAGUCAAUGGAGAUGUGUUUCAGGAGGCUAAUGGGCCUGCUGAUGGCUACGCUGCGAUUGCCCAGGCUGACAGGCUGACUCAGGAGCCCGAGAGCAUCCGCAAGUGGAGAGAGGAGCAGAAGAAACGACUGCAGGAGCUUGAUGCUGCAUCUAAAGUGACUGAACAGGAGUGGCGGGAGAAGGCCAAAAAGGAUCUGGAGGAGUGGAACCAGCGCCAGAGUGAGCAAGUUGAGAAGAACAAGAUCAACAAUCGGAUCGCUGACAAGGCGUUCUACCAGCAGCCAGAUGCUGAUAUCAUCGGCUACGUGGCAUCUGAGGAGGCUUUCGUGAAGGAAUCCAAGGAGGACACCCCAGGCACAGAAUGGGAGAAGGUGGCCCAGCUGUGUGACUUCAACCCCAAGAGCAGCAAGCAGUGCAAAGAUGUGUCCCGGCUGCGCUCGGUGCUCAUGUCGCUGAAGCAGACACCGCUGUCCCGCUAGAUGCCUGCCAUAAGCAUGGUCUUGAAGCAAGGGCCAUGCUAGGGCAGAGGAGGAUCGGCUGCCAAGGCCAGGCUGGAAAGUGGAAACCCUCUGGCAGCUGCCACACAGUCUAUUCUGUCCCUGUCCAUCUCCCAGGGCUGUCCAGAGGAUCCUCACCCCUCCUGUUCCUCACUCCCUCCUGGCCCCAUGGUCCAGCCCUCAUGCCUUCUCUUGUCCACUCAGUUGUGACUGUCCCUCCUGAUGUAUUUUUUCUUGGCUUAAAGGGUGUGUUGUUAACUCUUUUUACAUUUAUUUAUUAUCAUCCUUAUUUCUCUGGAAGCCAUAACUGGUGUCAGGGUUCAGUUUGUGCUUAGAAACUUCCCAGUUUCAUGGCCUUGAGAAAAGACGAGGUUGUUCCCCAGGAAACCCAAGAGCUCCCAGCCAGAAGUGGCAGCUCCCACCUGUGUCUGCUGCCUCCAUCCUCAGGAGGAAAGACCACCUUUCACAGGACACUUUUGCAACCUUGAUCCUUACUGACCCUGAAACCACUGAGGUAGGGUUUCUGGUAGACUCACAUGUAAGUAGGGCACCAACGCUUCUA
Messenger RNA from Octodon degus (degu), 1468 nucleotides. It is a transcript of the gene Cltb, whose product is annotated as clathrin light chain B. Gene Ontology annotation, biological process: intracellular protein transport; clathrin coat assembly; clathrin-dependent endocytosis. Gene Ontology annotation, molecular function: clathrin heavy chain binding; structural molecule activity. The record is from RefSeq and is a predicted model, not a curated record. Bases 199 to 888 code for a protein of 229 amino acids. The transcript is spliced from 6 exons. Gene Ontology annotation, cellular component: plasma membrane; clathrin coat of coated pit; synaptic vesicle membrane. Lineage: Eukaryota; Metazoa; Chordata; Mammalia; Rodentia; Octodontidae.